This is a messenger RNA of Aureobasidium pullulans EXF-150, 1164 nucleotides long. RefSeq lists its product as uncharacterized. The record is from RefSeq and is a predicted model, not a curated record. The transcript has 2 exons. Lineage: Eukaryota; Fungi; Ascomycota; Dothideomycetes; Dothideales; Saccotheciaceae. Gene Ontology annotation, cellular component: cytoplasm. Gene Ontology annotation, biological process: protein import into nucleus. The coding region runs from base 1 to 1164 and encodes 387 amino acids.
AUGGCAGAACUACCAUCGCUAGUGCGUGUCAAGCGCAAGCGCGGUGAAGAGCCAACAGCCGACUUAUUUCUCGAAGAGCGGACCCUGAAGAGGCAGCAGGUGUGGCAGUUCCGUCUGCAGCAGGCACACCCCUCGCAGCUGCCAUCUGACGCGGCAAACGGCGGUGUGGCCGGACCUUCCGCUCCGUCUCAGACAGUAGACCAUAUUCAGCAACAGCAGCAGCAACAACAACAACAACAACAACAGCAGCAAGACGCUCUGGUCCGCCGCGAGUUCCGCCUUGCCCGCCCGACACGCCCCCUCCACAGGCGCAUUGAGUCCGUCAGAAAGCGCAAGGCCCAAUUGGAUGCUCAGGAUAUUCCCACCUUCGUCGAGGCCACUCCCAAGCGACGUCGUGUCGGCCAAGAAGAUGCUCCCCAAUCAAUCCAAGACACCCCCGUGUCCACACCCUCUACGCUCAAGAGGCCCGGCGCAAGCUCCAGGCUGAAGAAACCCACUGCCGAAGCCCUUUUCCAGAGUCCCGCCAAUCCUCCCCCGGACCGUCUGGCCGACGCUCUACAUCGCUUCGCUCUCGAAGAAGAGGCUCGGGAAGAGGCCCGUACAAAGCCGAAGGUCACCUCGCUCCCGAAGAAGCCCGUUCAAAGAUACCGCGACCGCCAUCCAGACCAGUUUGUCGCUCAGCCGCAACCCAGUCAGCACAAGCCCGACGAAGAUGUUGAUAUGAUGAGCGAUGAUGAUGAUUAUGUCUACGAUACAUAUGUCCGCACAAAAGACCCUGUAGUCCCUGCCAGUCUCGAGUCCGACGACCCCUCCAACAUCCAAAUCGGCUACAUUGUCAUCUCCGAAGAAGAUCAACCUCUGUGGGAGACGUAUUUCGAAGAAGAGGCUGAAAGCGACAAAGAGUUCGAGACUGAUGACGAGGACGAAAAUGCCGAAGGGUACUAUGCCGCCGACUAUCCUGAGGACGAGGUCGCAUCCGACGACGAGUAUGGUCGAGGCGCCUAUGGCUACCGUCGUGGAGGCUCAGACGACGAGCAGUGGGAUUCUGACCCUGAUGAGUGGAGCGAUGGCGAUGAAGUCAUGCAGAACCCCUGGAAGAAAUUCCCUUGGAUGCGCUCUGCUCAGGGCCCUGCCGAUGCCGAUCAAGAUGAAGAGGAGCUAUGA